GAUGACGUCAGAAUUAUUGUGUUCUUGACAGAAAUGGCCGCUUCCAGCACGUGGAGUAACAUUGUGGAGAACUAUUUGGCCGGAGUCAAUGAUUCUGCUGCCUCACAAAUUGCAAUUGGUUUAACAAAUAAAGAAGUUAAUCUCCUUGAAAUAGUGCAAUGUCUUGGGUCAGCAUUAACCACUUCAGGACUUAGUCGAAGGGCUGAUGGUACAAAGUUGCUUUGUGAUGCUCUUCAUCAAAUUCCACAAGAUUUAUUAAUUUUUGCCGAAGUGGAGUUACUCUGCACGUUUCUCUGUAAUCGUCUUGGUGAUCAUCAUUCUCUUCAACCUGCAGCCCUCCAUGGCCUCACUGCCCUUAGCAAGUGUUGUAAUGUUCCCUCAACAGUGCCUGAAAAGUUAUGUCGGCGGAUAUUUCGAGAGGUUCAGUGUCCGUCCUUAGCCCAGAAAGACCGUUAUUCUGUAUAUUCUAUUAUCUAUAAUUUUCUUGUAACAAAGUUAGAUGAAUUAAGGAAAAUGGACGGUGAUUUUGUGUGUGGUUUUAUCCAAGCAAUGGACGGCGAGAAAGACCCACGUAAUCUUCAACUAGCCUUUCAAUGUGCAGAAAUAAUCAUCAGACAGCUUUCGCUAGGUCUCUUUGUUGAAGAAAUGUUUGAAAUUACUGCCUGUUAUUUUCCUAUAGACUUUCAACCUCCUGCAGAUAAUCCACAUGGCAUUGAAAAGGAAGAUUUAGUCCUUAGUCUUCGCAGGUGUUUAACUGCAACCUCUAGUUUUGCUGAAUUUGUACUGCCACUCCUCUUUGACAAAUUAUCUUCAGAUGUCCCAGACUCUCGAAUCGAUGCCAUGCAAACUUUGGCUGAGGUUUCCCCUGUGUAUGGAGCUGAAGCCCUCAAUAAAUAUUUAUCAUUAAACGUGCUCUUCUCCAUACUCAGAAAUGAGUUGAUAUCUGGCAGCAUAGAAGCUCAAGAGGCUGCUUUGAAGGCAACACAAAAUAUUGCGUCCACGUUGACCGACCAAAUAAUCGAGGAUGACAGGGAGAGUCCUUUAAAUUCAUUCUUGAAUUAUAUUUUAAAAGUUUGCCGAUUAAAUAGUCAACAGGAGGAACAGUUUGUUAAUCACAUGAGGCUCCUUCAUAGCGCUGCUUCGGCAUCAAAAGUUUCUGCAAUUCAUAUUCUUCAAGAAAAACUACCAGAGCUCUUGGAGAUGAGUGAGAAAGCAUGUCAGUCAAACUGGAAAGUUCUUAUUCUGAGGUGUAUACAUGGGUUUUUAGAAGCUACCAAAUCUUUACCAGAUUUGAAAAAUGAAGAAAAUCCUGUCUCUCAGCAUCUCAACAAAAUAUUUGCCAUGUUCACAACUUGUUUAAGUAACUCGAGUGUCUCACUUUGUUUGAUUAGUGUUAAGUGUCUUGCUUUGCUGUUGGAUUAUCACGACAUCCUCGACCCUGAUAAAAAGUCGUUAAUUAUGCAACACAUUCUCAUAGUUAUGAGUAAAACAAAAGAUGAAAUUCUAAGAUCUCAGUGUAUUUCUACAUUAUCUGAAGCAUCAGUAAAAUACCCAGAAAUCAUACAACAGAAUGUUCUGCCAGCCUUGUUUCAAAUCUUAAAGAAUGGAACCAGAGACAACAUAUCGAACCAAAGCCAUCAAAUAAACAUAAACAGUGCCCUAGAAGUAUUUUCUUCAAUUUGUAUGCAACCUUCAGUCACAAAAGCUGUCUUACCAGAAAUCUGGAUUUGGUUAGAGAAUUUAGUUAAAGGCGAUCCCAAUAGAACGUCUGAUGUCAGUAAAUUAUUUCACGAAGGAAUGGAAUCGUUACUCAAAAUUACAAUCAUCAACUGCUCUGACCACCCGUUCAUGUGUCCGGAGUAUUUUUUUUCAUGGUUGCUGCCUCGAUUGUUAAAGUUAAACAUUUGUCAUCUUGUCGAAAGCGAAGUCUCGUCCACCACAAACUCAAUCACAGACUGCACAAGCUCCAUCUUGAGGGAAAUUUCAACAAGGCUUGACAAAAGGAAAGGAGAAGAAUUAUCAGAACAAAUGAUACGGCUUUUCCUUCAUGAAGACCUUAGUGUAUUUGACAUUUCUGCUUCUUUGAACAUGAAAUUUUGUCCAUUAAAGCCAACGUCUGUCAAACAAACACGACUGAUAGGAUUUUUAAUGGCUGUCAUAUGCAGUCUUCUUCCUGAGGUUUCCAUUGAUGACUUGGAACAUUUGCUCGAGCAGCUUGCUGACCUUGCAUUACAAAGCAAAGAUCAAAUAACACGAACAGCAGCGGCCAAGUGUUUUGCCGGCCUUAUCAACAAACACGGACAGGCUUCUCCUGGCAAAGAAUGUUUAGAUCAUUUACAAGAGCAACUUAAAGAUAAAUUAAUGAAUAAGAAUAACUCUUCAGGUGAUCUUCGAGCGAAAGCUUUACAUUUGUGGCUCUGGAUUACCAAAGCUCUCCUUAUCUCUGCUCAUUCUGAAGCUAACAACUUUGUUGGACUGGUAUUUAAUCUAUUGAGUGAUGAAGAGCUGGGAGAAGCGGCAGCAGAAGGAAUGUUUCUCAUUCUCUCUGAAUAUAAAGAUGUUUUAAGCCAACCCCAACAUGCAAAGAUCCGUAUUAUGUACAAGCAGAGGCUUUUUAUUGAAAAUGUACAGCAUCUGUCAAAAUCAUUCCAUGAAGUAAAAUCCGAGUUAAAGAAGAAUUACCUGAUAGCCGUGUCACAUUUAUUAACGUUUCUGCCACAUCAAGUUCUUGUCUCAAAACUCCCACCUUUGGUACCAAUGUUGGUGUUAGCUCUGAUGUUUGACGAUAACAAACUCCAAAUGUCCACAAUGGCAACUAUGAAGACCGUACUGGAUGAAAGCCCAAAUCUUCUAGCGCAGCAUGUUAAUCUGGUUGUACCCAAGUUAAUCAAACUCUCUGAAACAAAUGCUUCAAUGAAAGUACGCAUUGCUUCGCUCGAGUGUUUAGAGAAUUUGACACAACUACCGACAACCACUCUACUGCCAUACCGAAGAGAAGUAAUUCGAGCACUUGGUCCCGUUUUAGACGAUAAGAAACGCUUAGUAAGGAAACAAGCUGUCAAAGCGAGAGGAGAAUGGUAUCUUCUUGGUGCUCCAAGCAGCUGAGAAAGAUGAACAUUACUUCCUCACUCGUCAGUGUUGAGAUAGCAUUCCAAAAAAUUCUUCCUUAAAAAAAAUGGCCAUCUGGAACAAAAAGCAGCUGUUCAUUUGAAAGGCAAUGAAUUUUUUAAAAAUCAGAAAAUAAAUUUCUACCCUUCUGCCAAAUUUUAUGAGAAGCCAUUUAUUAUUAUUAUUUUGUAAAUGCUUUUACGUUUUGUUUCUCUUUGACUGAGGGGUUUUUAUUGAAGAUUUUCUUUAUUUGCCUCGGAUUGAAGAACUGUAAAAUUGUUGGACUUGCACAUUACAAAUAUUUCUAUGAUGGACAUUUAUUUUUGUAUUCUACAUUGAUUUGGAAAUCAAAGAAUAAAAGAAAAACAAGAAAUUGAAGAAAAAUCCAAGAAUA
Messenger RNA from Octopus sinensis (East Asian common octopus), 3502 nucleotides. Its product is annotated as MMS19 nucleotide excision repair protein homolog. The transcript has 26 exons. The record is from RefSeq and is a predicted model, not a curated record. Gene Ontology annotation, biological process: iron-sulfur cluster assembly. The coding region runs from base 34 to 3105 and encodes 1023 amino acids. Gene Ontology annotation, cellular component: cytosolic [4Fe-4S] assembly targeting complex. NCBI's taxonomy places the organism in Eukaryota, Metazoa, Mollusca, Cephalopoda, Octopoda, Octopodidae.